This is a messenger RNA of Tachyglossus aculeatus (Australian echidna), 2211 nucleotides long. It is a transcript of the gene LHCGR, whose product is annotated as luteinizing hormone/choriogonadotropin receptor. Gene Ontology annotation, molecular function: luteinizing hormone receptor activity. Gene Ontology annotation, cellular component: membrane. The transcript is spliced from 11 exons. Gene Ontology annotation, biological process: luteinizing hormone signaling pathway; male gonad development; ovulation cycle process. The coding region runs from base 1 to 2115 and encodes 704 amino acids. Lineage: Eukaryota; Metazoa; Chordata; Mammalia; Monotremata; Tachyglossidae. The record is from RefSeq and is a predicted model, not a curated record.
AUGCGGCGCCGCGGGGCCCCCCUGGCGCGCUCCCUGCGCUGGCUGCUGUGGCUGCUGUGGCUGCUGGGGGUCCGGGGGGGCCCGCGCUGCCCCGACAGGUGCCUCUGCGACCCCCGGGACGCCCUGCGCUGCACCCCAGGACCUGGCCCCCCCGCGCUAUCAUUCUCCUACCUGCCUUUCAAAGUCAUCCCGUCACACACCUUCAGAGGAUUCCACGACGUUUCCAUAAUUGAGAUCUCGCAGAGCGAUGCCCUGGAACGGAUCGAAACCAAAGCCUUCGACGGCCUCCUCAGCCUGUCCGAAAUACUCAUCCAGAACGCCAAACACCUGCGGCACAUCGAACCCGGAGCCUUCACCAAUCUCUCCCGGCUCCGGUACCUGAGCAUCUGCAAUACAGGCCUGACGCAGCUGCCGGACGUGACCAGGAUCCUGUCCACCGAAUUCACCUUCAUCCUGGAGAUCUGCGACAACAUCCACAUGACCACCAUCCCCGGGAAUGCCUUCCAAGGGGUGACCCACGAAUCCUUGACGCUCAAGCUGUACAGGAACGGGUUCGAAGACGUGCAAAGCCACGCGUUCAACGGGACGACGUUGAGUUCCCUGGACCUGAAGGGCAACAAGAACCUCCGAAGGAUUGACGACGAGGCCUUGAGAGGCGCCAGGGGACCUGACAUCUUGGACGUCUCCUCCACCGAACUGGAAGCUCUGCCCCGCCACGGGCUGGCGGCCAUUCAGGUCCUCAUCGCCGCCUCGGCCUUCGCCCUCAAGGAGCUGCCCCCGCGGGAGGCUUUCACCAACUUGCUGGACGCCACCUUGACCUACCCAAGCCACUGCUGCAUCUUCCAGAACCGGCCUCCGGACAAGAGGAAUCUUUCACUCGCCAUUUUCGAGAACUUGUCCGAACACUGCGGAGAUGCGGGAGAGAGGUCGGACGAGGACACGCAGGCCUACCUCGCCGUCUUCUCGGGUCCCCCCCUGGACUACGAGGAGACCUUCUGCGCCCCCCGGACGCUCCGCUGCGCCCCCGAGCCGGACGCCUUCAACCCGUGCGAGGACAUCGUGGGCUUCGGCUCCCUGCGCCUGGCCAUCUGGCUCAUCAACGUCCUGGCCGUGGGCGGCAACGGCGUGGUCCUGUCGGUGCUGCUGAGCAGCCGGGCCAAGCUGACCGUGCCGCGCUUCCUCAUGUGCCACCUGGCCUUCGCCGACCUGUGCACGGGCCUCUACCUGCUGCUCAUCGCCGGGGCGGACGCCCGCACCCGGGGCCGCUACCACGACCACGCCAUCGCCUGGCAGGGCGGGCCGGGCUGCCGGGCGGCCGGCUUCCUCACGGUCUUCGCCAGCGAGCUGUCCGUCUACACGCUGACGGCCAUCACCCUGGAGCGCUGGCACACCAUCGCCCACGCCCUGAGGCGGGAGCGGCGGCCGCGCCUGCGCCACGCGGCCGCCGCCAUGGCCGCCGGCUGGCUCCUGGCCGGGGUGGCCGCCGCCUUGCCCCUCUUGGGCGUCAGCGGCUACACCAAAGUCAGCAUCUGCCUGCCCAUGGACGUGGCCUCCUUGCCCGCCCAGGCCUACGUCCUCGUCCUCCUGGGCCUCAACGUGGCCGCCUUCGUGGCCGUCUGCGCCUGCUACGGGAAGAUCUACCGGGCCGUGAGGAACCCGGGGGCGGCCGCCGCCCGCAAGGACGCCAGGCUGGCCAAGAAGAUGGCCGUCCUCAUCUUCACCGACUUCCUGUGCCUGGCGCCCAUCUCCUUCUUCGCCCUGUCGGCCGCCCUGAAGGCUCCCCUCAUCACCGUGACCCACUCCAAGAUCUUGCUGGUCCUCUUCUACCCCGUCAACUCCUGCGCCAACCCCUUCCUCUACGCCAUCUUCACCCGGGCCUUCCGCCGCGAUCUCUUCCUGCUGCUGGGCCGGCUGGGCUGCUGCCGGCGCCGAGCCGAGCGCCACCGGGUCAAGGGCUUCUCCGUCUGCUCCUCCUCCGCCCCGACCGGGCGGGACGGCCCCCGGACCCCCGGCGAAGCCCCCCGACCCCAGCUCGGCCUGGCCCCGCUCGACGGCCGGGCCGCGGUCCCAAGCCGGGAGGCCGGCCGCGACGGGGGUCCGGCGGCCCGGGCCUGAUCCUUCUAUUCGGCCUUUCAUUCGACCCUACUUAUUGAGCGCUCACGGUGUGCGGAGCACUGUCCUAAACUCUCGUGAGAGGGCAAUGCGACAAUA